GGGCGGUGCCGCCGCUGGCGGGCUGUGCUCGGCCGGGCUCUCCAACAGCGAGCGGCUUUCCUCGUUUCCCGGCGGCGGAUCCCGCUGCUCCCGGUGUCUGACAGCUAGAACUGAGCUUUGGAGACCUGGAGCCAGAGGUGGAAAGAGGCUGAAGCUGGAUCAGCAUUGUUGGUGUGAGAGGUAUAAAACCUACAUGGCCCCUGGUUCCUCAAAUGAGAAGAAAACUGAUGAUGGAGAGGCUUCAAAAGAGAAAUUUAUUCACCUCUGUAACCCUCACCUGGAGAAAAUGAAAGAAGACAUCCUGUACCAUUUUGCUCUUGGGACUGGAACCCAUGAUUUUCCGACAUUGUUUGGGGAUGUAAAGUUUGUGUGUGUUGGAGGAAGUCCUUCCCGAAUGAAAGCUUUUAUCGCCUACAUCGCGGAGGAGCUGGGGCUCGGAAGCCCUGGCUGUGACUACCCCAACAUCUGCGCGGGCACCGACCGCUACGCAAUGUACAAAGUGGGGCCGGUUUUGUCUGUCAGUCAUGGUAUGGGCAUUCCUUCUAUUUCAAUCAUGUUGCACGAGCUGAUCAAACUGUUGUAUCAUGCCAAGUGUUCUGACAUAACCAUCAUUCGCAUUGGCACCUCUGGUGGAAUAGGUCUGGAGCCAGGCUCAGUGGUUAUAACUAGGCAGUCUGUAGAUGCCACCUUCAAACCUCAGUUGGAACAGGUUGUUCURGGAAAGACAGUGAUUCGCAGCACUAACCUGGAUGAACAGCUGGCUAAAGAACUGAUGCAGUGCAGUAAAGAGAUUGGUCGGUUCAAUACAGUCAUUGGAAACACCAUGUGCACUUUGGAUUUCUAUGAAGGACAGGGCAGGUUGGAUGGUGCAAUCUGCUUAUAUAAUGAAGAAGAAAAACUGCAAUAUUUGAAGAAUGCUUAUGAUUCUGGUGUCAGAAACAUUGAGAUGGAGUCUUCUGUAUUUGCUGCAAUGUGUAAUCUCAGCGGUGUCAAAGCUGCUGUAGUGUGUGUCACUCUUCUGAAUCGCCUUGAAGGGGAUCAGAUCAGCAGCUCACAUGAUGUCCUUGUGGAGUACCAGCAGAGGCCGCAGAAGUUAGUGGGAUAUUUCAUUAAGAAAAGUCUUGGGAAAGUAUGAAACAUCCAUCUUCAUUUCAGAGAAGGAGACCGCCUUUGUACAGAUUCUGUCAUGGUUACAACUUCUGUGCAUUACAGGUCUUUUGCCUCAGAAUAACUUAGAGCAUUCCAUGUGUCUGUGGGAGUUAAUCAUUUAUGUCACUGUUCUUUGGGAACUGAAUGUGCUGAAAGGACUUCAGUUAAGUUCUGCUUAGUUAUGCAUUAUUGUGACAUAAAAACUCACUUUUCUAUGAAUUGGAAGGUUGUGAAGGACAAGCCUGUGAUAAUACAUGAAAAAGCUUUAUUUAUCCCUGCUGUUAAAGAAAAACUAGAAAGAAAAUCAAACUUUAUUGCCAAGUACAUGCAUACCAGCAAAUUAACUUAAAAAUACUAAUAAUUUUCUUGUUUUAAAAUAAUUAUAUAAGUUAUAAUUGUCUUUGUUGCUUCACUUGUAAAGAAAACUUAAAGUGAAUGCAUGUUUUUUUUCAGAAUUUGACAAAUAAACAAUAUUAUUUUCAUAUAUUAAAAUUUCAUGAAAUUGCAAAGUGUGGGACUGAAUUUUCUAAGCACUAAGGUCUUGACACKGGGCUGUUGAAUAUCUAUACUUCCUAGAUACUGAUCCAACAAUAUUUAACUAAAGAAUCAAAUCAUUACCCAGGAAAUAUUUAUACAUUACAUAAUUUUGCAUUGAAGUACUAGCAAUCUUGCUGGAGCAAGGCUCCAGCUUUUGAUGAGGAACCAGAGGUAUUCUGGAGAUGCAUAGCAUGUUCACAGGCCUGUGUUAUAGCA
Molecule: messenger RNA, 1902 nt
Organism: Malurus melanocephalus (red-backed fairy wren)
Lineage: Eukaryota; Metazoa; Chordata; Aves; Passeriformes; Maluridae
Gene: UPP1
Product: uridine phosphorylase 1
Exons: 9
Coding region: 194-1135 (313 amino acids)
Biological process (GO): uridine catabolic process; nucleotide catabolic process
Cellular component (GO): cytosol; cytoplasm
Molecular function (GO): uridine phosphorylase activity
Source: RefSeq, a predicted model, not a curated record